Molecule: messenger RNA, 527 nt
Organism: Somion occarium
Lineage: Eukaryota; Fungi; Basidiomycota; Agaricomycetes; Polyporales; Cerrenaceae
Source: the annotation of a GenBank genome assembly
AACUACAAUGCCCGAAAGGAGAAUGAUUGUAGCGCCCAGCGCUACAAUGAAUGUCGCGCUUCAAAACGCCAUGGCAUGUCGUGUCUUCCGUCUACUCAAAAUGGGUAUCCUCAAGGAUCGCCCUUCCGUCACGUCCACGUCCACCCAAAGGAGCGGUGGUUCCCGACCUUUCCAGUUCUUUAAAAGUACUACGAGCGGAGGAAGUACUACAAGGCAGACUCAAGACGAUACUGAGCAUAUUGCUAUGUCUCCUUCGUCAGGCUUUGGUGGGUCGGGACGGAAUGCAAAAUUGAUCGCGCUGCAGGUCCAGAUUAAUAAAGAGACAGAAGUGAGCAUAGGUAGUCCUGGUGAUUGGAAGGCAGAUGAUUUUGCGUAGAAGUUGGAUGAAAGAGAGUCAUGACCAAUCAUGGGUUUAGGGGUUUCUUUAUAUGUUUGCUAUUUUUUCUCUGCCGUUUCCAAAGGAUGAACUUAUUUAUUGUUUUAUGGGUUGUAUUCUCCUAUAUUCAGAAAAAAUGAUUUAUGUCGUA